Symbiodinium necroappetens is the source of this 999-nucleotide messenger RNA. NCBI's taxonomy places the organism in Eukaryota, Dinophyceae, Suessiales, Symbiodiniaceae. The record is from the annotation of a GenBank genome assembly.
AUGGCCGUGGCAGCACAUGAUGUGGCUAGACAAUGGGUGCAGCACCAGAAAGAAAGAGAACAGCCCAAAGGAUUCUUGGGCACAGCCUUCGGACUGAAGGGCUCCGUCCUGCCCUAUGGCUUCCUAUACUCCAUGCCUUCGACCAUCAUGGCCGUGAUUCUGCACAUUUUCUGGAGCCCGGAUCUGAAAGGAGAAGAAAAUCCGCAGGUAGGUGGCUUCAUGGCAAUCUGGGGCGGCUACACUUUCGUGCUUGGCUUUCUCAUUGUCUUCAGGAACAACCAGGCCUACAACAGAUUCUGGGAGGCAGCAUCCAAAAUGCACGAACUGCGGGGUGAGCUGUUCAACUGUGCCAGCACACUUUGUGCAUAUUGCUGCGAACCCAAGAAGUUUGGACCAGAAGGCUCUCGAGAGCAUGCGGCUGCAACGGGGCAUGUGGAUGAAUUUCAGCACCUGCUCGUUCGUCUUAUGAGUCUGCUGUUCUCCUCCUGCUGUCAUGAUAUUGCAAGCGAAGAUCCCCACAUAGCCCAGCUGAAAUCUAAGAGCGUCGGCGACCUGGACAUUCAGGCUCAGAACCUGAACAAGAAGGCAGGUCACUUGGAGAUGCAGGUCUUGGACCUGGGUGGCGUGCAAGCUGAGAGCCUAGUGCAUCUGAAUGAAGUUCCAAGCAGGUGCGAGGUAACAAGCCAGUGGAUCUACAGGUUGAUUAUCCAAAAGCAGCGUGAAGAACCUAUGGAUGGCAUGCAGAUCAAAGUUCUGGACGUGCCGCCGCCGAUUUUGGGUCGACCGUUGGCAGAUUUGGCAUCAGCACUUGGUGACCUCUACCGAGCACGAAAGAUUGCGGAGAUCCCGUUUCCUUUUCCAUAUGCCCAGAUGAUCUUGGACAUGCUGUUGGUUUUCUGCAUUGUCACUCCGGUCUUGGCCAGCCAGCUGGUGAGUUCAACUCCGAUGGCUCCUACAUUGCAGCAGUGCGUUGUCCUUCUCUGUUCAUUACGUAGUUAG